AUGGGUUUCUUUGAUCACGACAGCGAGGAGGCUCGCCACCACGACCAGGUCACCAACCGCCCCCACGAGGCCAAGUGGUCCCACGAGCUCAUCGGUGGUGCUGCUGCCUACGAGGCCAUGAAGGCCUACGAGGACCACGAGGCCCGCAACGGCAAGGUUGACAACCACGCCAAGGCCAAGGAGAUCAUCGCCGGUUUCGCUGGUGCUUUCAUCGACCGUGAGGUUGAGACCAAGGGUCUGGACUUCGUUGACCGCGAGAAGGCCAAGCACCACGCCAAGGAGCGCCUCGAGGAGGGUAUGGGCCGCAGCGGCCGCUGGUAA
Penicillium malachiteum is the source of this 321-nucleotide messenger RNA. Its product is annotated as DUF3759 domain-containing protein. The transcript is spliced from 3 exons. The record is from RefSeq and is a predicted model, not a curated record. Bases 1 to 321 code for a protein of 106 amino acids. NCBI's taxonomy places the organism in Eukaryota, Fungi, Ascomycota, Eurotiomycetes, Eurotiales, Aspergillaceae.